Molecule: messenger RNA, 1270 nt
Organism: Effrenium voratum
Lineage: Eukaryota; Dinophyceae; Suessiales; Symbiodiniaceae
Source: the annotation of a GenBank genome assembly
AUGGCACGACGGCGGCUGAGGUAUGGCAAGAGCAGUGGGGAGGAUGCUGAGGGUGCAGAGGUCUUUGACCGCUCCUUCGUGAUCUUCACCGCGAUGUGCGGGGUGGCGCUGCCGGGAGCUGGACCGCGCACGCGCUGCUGGGCGGUGGCGGUGCGGAUCAUUCUCCUCACCUGCGGCAUGAUGUGCUGCAGCCGCAUCUUCACCCCCGAAGGCCCUGGCUUCUAUGACUACGAGACCAUCGUGCAGAUCGUGGCAGCGCAUCCCAUGAUCUUUCUGCUCCUGCAUGUGAUGCUUGUUCUGUUGCGGUCUGACCUCAUUGCUGACCUGCUGGAUAACCACAUCGACUGCGCCAGCGAGGGCCAAAAGCUCCGCUUCAAGACCAAGAUCUUGACGGCGCUGGUGGCACUGCUCACCGCGACUCUGUCCCUCUGGGGCUGGGCAGGCUAUCUCCCGGGCUUUUUCCAUCCCUACUACCUGGAAAGCGGCAAUGGCUUGAUCGUCUACGGCAUCGCGCACGGCCUCACGUGGAUCCUGAUCUUGCCGGUCUUUUUUGGGAGCUUCUUCUCAGCGCUGAUGAUCAUGUUCAUCCUGCAGGAGCUGUGCUACAUGGCGCUGCUCACGGCCUUCAACGAGCUGAACGGGGAGAUCCACAAGGAGGGCCUGGACUCCGUGCUGGCAACUGGCGCGGGCAUGGGGGUCACCGAGCACGACUUGUUCCGGUUCCAGGUGAAGUACGCCAAGAGCUGGGAGUUGUACAAGAAGAUCCAGCGGAGGGUAGCAAUGCCACUCUUCGUGUUCUGGUGUUCGGAGUUCUUGCUGGUGAUUUGGUCCUCCUGGAGUCUCAGCCGGGGCUUCACCGCGGAUCCGGAGGACCCGCGCGUGGUGAGGCUGAAGGCCUACUGGAACCUCAUCAUCCGGCUCUCCUGGUUCGUGGGAGGAAGCCCCUGGUUUGGUGCUGGGUGCUGGAUAGUUGGCUUGUUGCCCUGGGGCAGCCUCUACUACUCCUGGCGCAUGGAUCAGACCAGCAAGCUGCUCCUAUUCAAGCUGCCAUCCAUGAGGAAUGCCUUCCGGGAGUUCCUAUCGGAGUUCCCCUUGGACUUCCGGGUGGGUCUGCUCCGCGCGCGGCCCUGGACCCUUCUGAUCUUUGUGCCCGUGCUGGUGAUCAACACCGCGGGCUUCGUGGCGGAUGCCAUGAGGAUCUUCAACGCCAUCUGAGACGCCACGCGAGUCGAUCCAACCCUUUUGAGUCUCUUUCUGACCCUAGCAUGGC